Prorocentrum cordatum is the source of this 2283-nucleotide messenger RNA. The record is from the annotation of a GenBank genome assembly. Lineage: Eukaryota; Dinophyceae; Prorocentrales; Prorocentraceae.
AUGCUGGCUUUGGUCAACUCUGGUGGACUCACUCGGUGCUCGUAUGGUAUUGGUUCGUAUCCGGAGCGAACGUGCAACACCCCCCCAGGACAUUUUCUCAUCGACGCUUCUAGCAAUGACAGCGACGCAAACGACUCGUUCACCAUGGUUUCUUUGCUGCUGACUGGUGGGCGCAUCAAGGACACGAGUGCUUUCGAAGCAGCGCUCCAGGCUUCUGCCGAUGGCGAUCACCUGAAGGCGGCCAUGCGUACUGUGCUCAUGUCGCCCGAGUUUCACACCGAGGGCGACCCCCAGCCCGCUGGCGAGCGCCCCUCGGUGCAGGAGGAGCCGACCUCGCAGUCGGACUCUUACAAGGCCAUGGUCUUCCUAUGGUUCGGCGGGGGCCUGGACUCCUUCAACCUGCUUGUGCCCACAUGCCCCGACCUCUUCGAAGAGUACGUAACCGUCCGGCAGAACGUCGCCCUGGCCCAGGGCCAACUACUGGAGAUUUCCGCGGACACCCAGAAUUGCAGCACGUUUGGCGUCCACCACGCCCUCCCCUUCGUCCGCGACCUCUACGCGCAGGGCCAGCUGGCCUUCGUGAGCAACGUCGGCGGCCUGGUGCAGCCCACCACGAAGGCGGAGUACCGGACCGCGCCCACGUGCGCCGGGCUGUUCUCGCACAGCGACCAGACCAACGGCGCGAUGACGCUGCAGUGCCAGGUGCAGGGCGUGUCCCCGAAGGGCUUUGGCGGGCGCCUGGCCGAUGUCCUGGCGGCCCAGGACUACUUCACGACCUCGUUCUCGCUCGCGGGCUCGUCCACGUGGUCGCAGGGGCAGGGCAUCGGCGUGGAGAUCAUCGACGGCAGGAACGGCGCCGUGCGCCUGCAGGGCUACCAGGAGCUCCAGGCGAUCGUGGGGAACAGCACUGGCAUCACGUACGGCAACGUGUACAGCGAGGAGUACGCCCGGCAGCUCGCCGUCGCGAUACGGUCCAGCGAGACGCUGGGUGGGCUGCUCGAUUCGGCACAGCUUACGACCUCCUUCGGCACCGUCACGUCCAUCGCCAGGCAGCUGCACCAGGUCGCCAGGCUCAUUGCCACGAGGACAGAGCGCGGGGCGGAGCGCGAUUUCUUCUUCGUCGAGCAGGGCGGCUUCGAUACGCACACGACUUUGGACCAGGUGCUCCAGGGAAACUUCGCCGAGCUCAACGAUGCCCUGAAGGACUUCGUGGCCGAGCUAAGGGGACAGGGCAUCUUCGACUCGGUAGUGCUGGUGACCAGCUCCGACUUUGGCCGCACCCUGACCUCGAACGGAGCGGGGACGGACCACGGUUGGGCGGGAAACCAUUUCGUGUUGGGUGGCAGCAUCAACGGCGGCCGCAUCUACAAUCCGUUCCCCGAGUCUUUGCUGGAAGGCAGCCUCCAGGACGUGGGACGUGGAAGGCUGGUCCCACAAUAUCCGUGGGAGAGCGUGAUGGUCCCGAUUGCGCAGUGGUUGAUCGGGCAAACGCCGUCGUCGCGGGCCGCUGUUGGCCGGUUGAGUUCCGUUUUUCCGAACCUCGCCAAUUUCAACACGUCUGAACACAUCAUAAGUGCUGACUCUCUGUUCGUCGGCUUCAGCGUCACUACCCCGGCACCGACACCCACGUUGACACAAUCGCCGACGACUCCAUCUCCGACUGUCGCUCCAGUGUCGACUCGAAUUGUUUCCAGCGUCGAAGGAGGUGAUACAGAAGUGCUUGUGGAGUCCACGGUAGGAUUCGCGGUAGGUGACACCGUCGCGAUCGAUGGCGGAGGCAACCGCGAGACGAGAGUCAUCAUCGAGAUCCGGAGCUCGCGCGCCACGUCGUCGUCGGCGAGCAGUGGAGUUCUUGUGUUGGACAACGCCCUGACCAACCACUACCCGAUCGACUCCAUCAUCGUCGUGUACGUCACCGCAGCGCCGACUGUAGCACCCACUCCUGUGCCGACCUCUGUGCCGACGCCUCCCGUCGCGGGCCCAGGGUCGGGGGGUGGCUCUGCCACUGGCGACCCCCACUUGCGAAAUGUUCAUGGCCAGCGGUUCGACCUGAUGAAGCCUGGCAGGCACGUCCUGAUACAAAUCCCAAAGGGAGAACGGGAUGCUAGCACGCUUCUUCGUGUGCAGGCCGACGCGCGCAGGCUGGGCGGAUGCAAGGACAUGUACUUCCAGGAGAUCAACGUCCGAAGCGCUGCGCCCCCUGCCGCCCGCCCCCCGAGGCAGAGCCACCGUGUGGCCAUGCCGGAACAGGUCUGGGCAUUUCGGGCAUCGUUUGGCAUCUGA